AUGUCUCUUCCGCAGAAAAUCCGCACCCCGGCCACGGAUCUUCUACAGAUAAGCCAUCCAGUCUUGCUAGCUGGAAUGAAUGUCGCGGCGGGGCCGAAGCUUGCUGCAGCCGUUACCAAUGCCGGUGGUCUUGGAGUCAUUGGAGGGGUGGGUUAUUCCCCAGCCAUGCUGCGAGAGCAGGUUGCAGAGUUGAAAGAUUACUUACACGACAAAAAUGCGCCUUUCGGAAUCGACCUCUUGAUUCCCCAGGUUGGCGGAAAUGCGAGAAAGACCAAUUACGAUUACACCAAGGGAAAGCUGGAUGACCUUGUGGACAUAGUCAUCGAAAGUGGCGCCAAGUUGUUUGUCUCUGCGGUUGGUGUGGCUCCAAAAGCAGUUGUCGACCGUCUUCAUGCCGCUGGAAUCCUCUAUAUGAACAUGGUCGGACACCCCAAGCAUGUGCCGAAGGCAUUGGAUGCCGGCGCAGAUUUGAUUUGCGCCCAAGGCGGAGAGGGUGGAGGACACACCGGAGACGUGCCCACUAUGAUUUUGAUCCCUGCAGUCUGCCAGGUUGUUGCCGGCAAGAAAAGCCCGCUCACGGGAAAGCCCAUCCAAGUCAUUGCCGGCGGUGGCUUAUACAAUGGCGCCACAGUGGCCGCUGCGCUCAUGCUCGGAGCAUCUGCUGCCUGGAUAGGCACACGUUUCAUUCUUUCUGAAGAGGCUGGUGCUUCCAAGUCUCACCAAGAAGCAGUUCGCACGGCUGGAUUUGAUGAUACGAUUAGGACCAUCAUAUUUACGGUGAGACUCCCCCAUAGACAUUCCAAGGAAACCCUUGAAAACAAUUUUCACUUUCUAACAUUUUCGGACGGAAAGGGCCGACCACUUCGAGUUCGAAAGACACCUUAUAUCUUGGACUGGGAAGAUAAUCGCUCAUCUGAGAUCAAGGAGCUGACUCGCAACGGUGUCAUACCCGUGCAACACGACAUGGAGAAGGCGGACAGCGAGGAUGACGAUACUUUGAUGGAUAAGAUGGAGCGCUUCAUGAUGGGCAAAGUAGCCGCCGUUGUCAAUGAGACAAAAAGUGCAAAGGCAAUCGUGGAUGAGUUAGUCCAUGAUGCAUCUGUGGAGCUUAAGAAAGGCACUACUCUCACUCAAUCGAAACUUUGA
Molecule: messenger RNA, 1146 nt
Organism: Penicillium subrubescens
Lineage: Eukaryota; Fungi; Ascomycota; Eurotiomycetes; Eurotiales; Aspergillaceae
Product: nitronate monooxygenase
Exons: 3
Coding region: 1-1146 (381 amino acids)
Molecular function (GO): nitronate monooxygenase activity
Source: RefSeq, a predicted model, not a curated record